AUGUGCAAUGCAGGCCCUCCGCCAUACUACGCGGUGUUCUUGAUCUCCGCGCAAUCGACCAAGGCGGCAUCACUGCACACCCUCGACUUCCCUUCCGUGUUCGACCUCGACAUUGACAUCGUCAACGCCAGGUGCAGCAACUCCUCUCGAGCCUCAGUCUCAAAAUGCAAGCGCAUCUUAUUCCAUCGUGUCGAUCGAGGCAAUCCUCCAUAUCCACGCCUUCCACAUGGUGUAUUGUCUGUCGCUUUCCGCAGUCUUGUCCGCACCUCCAAGCAGGAGUUUGCCAGUACCGAGGCAGCCACAACCGCCCGCCGCCGUGAUGCUGUUUCCCUCACCCUCAAGUGCACCACGAGAGAUGUUGUAUGAUGGCUUGGGUCAAGUUUGACUUUGAAAGCAU
Neurospora tetrasperma FGSC 2508 is the source of this 397-nucleotide messenger RNA. RefSeq lists its product as uncharacterized. Bases 1 to 366 code for a protein of 121 amino acids. Lineage: Eukaryota; Fungi; Ascomycota; Sordariomycetes; Sordariales; Sordariaceae. The record is from RefSeq and is a predicted model, not a curated record. The transcript has 2 exons.